AUAUCGGCACUGGAAUCGAGAAAAAAUUCCUCAACGAGAUGACAAUGGACAAAAAUACUGCACUGGCUAAUCAGGAGAAAAGACUCCUCGACUCUUUCCACGAUAGCAUCAUAGCGGAAAUAAAAGACGUCGAAGCUAGAGAACGAGCGGCCUGCCAAAGAGAGAUAGAACGAAUAACACAGGAGUUCGAAAUUCACCUCGUUGAAGAGUUGCAAGCGUUAGAGUCAAAAUUAAGGAAAGAAUACGAAUCUUCGGCUGGGAGACAGGAACAGACCUUGAAGGAAAAAUGGGAGGGUAAACUUAAUAUGGAAGUGACGACAACCGUUAGAAAAAUGACGGAACAGUUUUUGAGAGAACUUGCCAGACAGGAGAGGGUUAUGAUGGAACAUUUCAAGAUAGAAUUGAGGAAAAGUGAAAUAAAGCGUCAAUUCGACCUCUCGCAACAACAGUCAAUCUACAGCUCAAACGUGAAACAACUGAGACAUGUACUGGAAUGCAAAAACAUCGCCAACAUGAUGUACAUACUGUGCAUGGAAAGAAGGAAGUGUUGCAAGGAAAAAACGGAAAUAGAAGAACUAUACAAUACCAAAAUCAACGAACUGGGUAGUGUGAUAUCUCAAAAGGAUAUUGAGCUACUGGAACUGAAGGAGCAAGUGAAGAAACACAUCAAAGAAGUUCAACUGAGAGAAACUUGCAUUCUAGGGGUGAUCAAGCAGUUCCAGAAGUUCAUCAACUUCGCCCUGAGAUCAGCACCAACCCAAGCCGAGUUCUUGUUAUCCAUCGAAAAGAUGCUAGUGUUUGAGCUAACUGACGCCAUCUUGAAAGCAGACGUGCCCACUUUGGAACCGUGUGAAAGAUUCGUAUCUUGGAAAACCCCUACAAAUACUGACAAGGUGGAAACUGCAGACCUGGAAAUCAAAGACUACCACAAUUGUUUCAAAGAACUUCCGCCUGUCCUCAAAGAAGACGACGACCGGUUUCUACCCGCAUUCACCUUCAGGGACAAGCUUUAUGUACGAGAGGAUUUCCGUAACAUGCUCUCACAAGGGAUCGAGAUGAGCCAAAGUAACGAGCUUUGGACUCCCGAGGUGCAAGUCCUGAUGAAUACUUUGAAAAGGUCCGUUCGUAGCAGGCAGAAUCUUGACAAAAUCGUUCCACAGAAAACUCGGGACGUUAGUGAACACGGAAUGUAUGCCAAACCUCAUUCUGUCAUCCAAUUCAAAAUAGCGGGCCAACCACUAAUAGCCCCCGAGAAGCCGCAUAAGAGGGUAUCGGUCGAUGACGAGAGCAUUUCCUUGUCUCUCAGGAAAGCUAUGUUAGAUUCUGAGAGGCCCUCUAUUCGAACUGCACAAGACUCCAUCACGACCAUAGAUUUCUCAAAGGUUGGAUCGGAGGAAAAAAAGAACCGUUUGCUAGGGGCUAGGAGUUCCUUAGAACUGAUAAUUAAAAAAGGUUCGGUGAGGUAUAUUGGAAAAGGAGAUCCAAAUGAUAUCGAGGAUCAUGUAAGAAAGGGAUCCUUGGAUACAGAUUAUGAGACAGAAUCGUUGACAGAGACGUUCGAGGAACCUCAAAAAGAAACGCGCCUCAAGAAAAACUUAAGAGAGAGUUACGAUUCUACAGCUUUAACCGUCGACUAUUCAGAACGGAAUGUAAAUACUCCGUUUGAGUAUAAAAACAUUACAGAUGCCAGCGUCAUUAGCGAAAAAAUCUCUCCCGAAUUAGUUCUUGACACUCGUGAUUCCCUAAUGCUACAUCAAGUUAAUCCAAGUAAAGAGCAAACGGAUUUCACAAUCAGCCCGCGAGACUCGAUCGAAGUAGCAAAAAAUUCGAUAGAAGCGAUAAAAGACUCCGUAUCAACCGUGAAAAAAAAACCGUCCAAGUUGACCACUGCUAAAGACUCUGUAGAACUGCUCAGGCAAUCCAAGCUGUACCUGAAAGAGCCGUCAUGCAUCAGAAAGGAACCAUCCAAAUCUAGAUCAGUAGCGAGCUUUUCCAGCAUGAAAGAGAGCUGUUGCGACAAAUGCAUCAAGCUGAAAGAAAGCACGGAAGUGCUGGACGGAGUGAUUCGAAAGAAACCGCACAAUGAGGAAUCUUUCUCGGAAACCCGUUCAAACGUGAAAAUUGCGCAAGUCGAAGUGAUCAGCAUCGACAGAGAACAGAAUAAGUCAAAUGUCUCGUUUCACCCCAUGCCUAUCGUUUACGAAGCUGUAAGCAAUCAGACAAACGAGCUAUCGAAGUUGUAUCAGACGCCGACAAAGAGUAUGGGUAAAAAUCAGAAACCUGUCAAAGAUAAAUUCAGAUCACUUCCCCAAGCUGUUAAAAUUGUUGGAGAAACUAAAGGUAAAGAAUCCCUGCAGAACAAGGACGAAUUCACUGUGGACAGGAUAUAUUCGUUCAUAUCCAUGAUAAAAGAACAUCCAAAUCUAAUUAAAACAUUCACAGCAUGUAGGAGAUGAAUUGUAUGUUUUUUUUUCUGUUGAAUAAAGUGUAAUAUUACUAUGUCA
This is a messenger RNA of Leptinotarsa decemlineata (Colorado potato beetle), 2504 nucleotides long. RefSeq lists its product as uncharacterized. NCBI's taxonomy places the organism in Eukaryota, Metazoa, Arthropoda, Insecta, Coleoptera, Chrysomelidae. The record is from RefSeq and is a predicted model, not a curated record.